Molecule: messenger RNA, 2620 nt
Organism: Triplophysa dalaica
Lineage: Eukaryota; Metazoa; Chordata; Actinopteri; Cypriniformes; Nemacheilidae
Product: histone H2B-like
Exons: 1
Coding region: 3-377 (124 amino acids)
Cellular component (GO): nucleosome
Molecular function (GO): DNA binding; protein heterodimerization activity; structural constituent of chromatin
Source: RefSeq, a predicted model, not a curated record
UCAUGCCUGAACCAGCCAAACCCGCGCCCAAGAAGGGCUCUAAGAAGGCCGUCACCAAGACCGCCGUUAAGGGAGGAAAGAAGCGCAGAAAGUCCAGGAAGGAGAGUUACGCCAUCUACGUGUACAAAGUGCUCAAGCAGGUCCACCCCGACACCGGCAUCUCUUCCAAGGCGAUGGGCAUCAUGAACUCUUUCGUCAACGACAUCUUCGAGCGCAUCGCCGGUGAGUCGUCUCGUCUCGCGCACUACAACAAGCGCUCCACCAUCACGUCGAGAGAGAUCCAGACCGCCGUGCGUCUGCUGCUGCCGGGUGAACUCGCCAAACACGCCGUGUCCGAGGGCACCAAAGCCGUCACCAAGUACACCAGCUCCAAGUAAAGCGCCGCUUUCAUCCGCCGCACACAAAGGCUCUUUUAAGAGCCACACACUUAAUCCUUUAAAAGAGAUUCUCAUAUUUGUAAAGUUUUGAGCUGUAUUUUUUUCAUCAUUGUUGUGAUUUAAAUUACGACGCGACAUACGGCAAAUAAAAUUGCAAAAAAUCGUUUUAUCUUAAAGAAAUCAUGUUUUAAUGUAAAUAUAAAUGUAAAGGUUUGAAUUUAGUUAUUAGCACAACACACACCACCACUGACCUCUUCUGAUGUAUAACAACAUAACACAACAAAUGAAUGACUUAUGUGAUGACAAAAGAUGAUGCAUGUUUUUGAGAGACAACAUUGUUGUAUUUCUGUGAAACCAGAAGCAAUAAUAUUUGAAAAAUGGAGAAGUGAUGUCUCUUCAUAGACCACAACAAAGUUCAUUUGAAUUAUCUUCUGUUUUUCUUGUGCUGAUUUAUGAGAAAUAUACGUCAAACCAAAAGGUAUUCAGACAUCUUCAACAUGUUUCAUACGAUCACAGUUUAUUCGCUAUAGUUUAUAAAACAGUAAUAAAAUAUGUCAAGAACUCAGAGUUAAACUGUGUCAGAACUAAACCAUGUUGAUAAUGUCAGGUGACUUUGACAGAAAGGUUUGUGUUAGGUUAGACUCAUGUCUCUCACAGGAGUGAGUGUUUGUGCUUCUGUGUUUCACUCCUCUAGCUUUGAGGAGGUAGAUGAGAUGUGGUGAGAAUGGAUUCAGGGGAUGUAGACCAGUCACACACAUCUUGUGUUCCUCCUAUGAGGAGCUUGUGGAGACAGUCGCUCAGUUAAAUGUUUACCUUAGUUAAAUCUUGGUCUAGACUGAUUGGCUAGAUUUUCUUAUUUGCUCUUUCAGUGGCGUGUGGAGGACUUAUGGCCACUUUACCCUCAUUGGCUAGUGAGUUUUUGAUUGACAGCUCCCUGACCAGGAAGCUGAUACUGAAGACAGUGCAGCAGAUUAGAGACAGAUCUGCAUGCAGUUUUCUGUUUUGUUUUUUUAUGUAGUGCUUGUACUUAAAUCACUUUCUUAUUUAGUUAGUAUUAGCAGGGUUAAUAAUGUAACGGAGGCAAGCUAGUGUAGAGCUGUGCAGUAUGUAAACCUCACUCCCCGGCCUCAAGGACGCUCUAGCGACAGAUGCUAGAGACUGCGGUCUUUAACCUCCUCGCUAGAGCGCCCGACCCCCAUGCAGGACCAAACCGGUUCGAGGCCCGCUGAGAGUGGUGCGGAGCGUUCCGGUUACACUAACUCUAACGCAGGGUGGGACACACACUUUCAGGCUCUUCCCUCUGUGACAACAAGCCAACGUUGAGUAAACACAGAAUUGUUUACUUUCAUUUUUACUGGCACAAAAAUAACUCAACAUAUUCAUCCUCUGUUUUCCAAACAAGCAAAUAUCUUCUUCAAUAUUGCUGGUGUUGCUGAACAUGUGUCUGUCGCCUGCCUCGACAUCGUCCCUGAUGUGGCAUUUAUAUAGCGCAUUAUUGUGUAUUGCUGUACACCGAAAGCGCUUUAAAAUCACAUGAGGGGGGGUCUCUCCUCAACCAGCACCAGUGUACCAGAUAGUCUUGUAUAACUUUAACAUCCUGUCUUAAUAAUGUCUGCCCUCUCACAUCUAGGCCUGCACGUAUAACACCCUCUUGCCCCUGUCUGUCUGAGACUAUCUCACCAUCAGAUCAAGCUAAGGGCUGUGGAGAGGAAGUAGUGCAAGUCUAGAGAUCCUGUUGACCUCAUUAAGUAUCAAUAUCUUCUCAACACCUUUGUACUGAUUUGUACUGACAUUGUUCUAAGACUGAUGUCCUGCCUGUCAUUUUAAAUUUAUGGAGACAAGAGCUUAGUCUCUGUCAUCUGUCCUAAUUCUGCUUAACACUUGACACUGUGAACCACCAGAUCCUGCUGAGUUUGUGCUGUCAGUUUUGGAUUUAGUGUUGUGAAAUCACAGAUGUAGUAUAUUCUGAAAUCUGAAUAAAGAAGAUUUAUAUUGAUGUAUGAGUUGUUAGAAUAGGACAAUAUCUGACUGAGAUACAACCGUUUAAAACUCAGGAUUCUCUGCCAAUGGGGUAAGAAAAAUAAUCUUGAAUUGAGUGACUAACUAAAAUGUAAACCUUAAUUCAAGAUUACUUUUCUUACCCCAUUGGCAUAUUUUUUUUGCUUGUUUUAAACAAACAUUCACUGAAAAUUCAUAUUUUUUUACUAAAAACAAGACUUAUUUUCAUCGGUAAUUUUGCUCAU